AUGCUUAGAUUCCGAGCUGUCACUCUUCUUCAUUCCUACAGACCUCCUCGAUCUCUCACUCGCUCGUUCCACAAAACCAUCAUGGAGAACCACCAAGAGGCCACGCGCGCAAACUGCAUCGUUGGCCGGACAGACGUUCCCGGGUCCAAGAUCCAGUCUCCUAUCCCCGACUACCUCGUUAGAGUGAUGCGCGAGAUAGGGUCAGACAACCCGGGUACGACGGCAUCAUACAUCCCCGAACUCAAGAACGCCGACCCGAACCGCCUCGCCAUCGCCGUCUCCACGAUGGAUGGGUACGUGUACACGGCUGGCGACGCCGAUCUCGAGUUCAGCAUCCAGUCAAUCUCCAAGGCGUUCGUGUACGCCCUCGCCCUCGAGGAACAUGGGAUCGAGUACGUCCGGGAGCGUAUUGGCGUCGAGCCGUCCGGCGAGGCGUUCAACGAGCUGUCUCUUGAGAAGGGGACUGGCCGCCCGCUGAACCCUAUGAUCAACGCUGGCGCUAUUGCCGCGUAUACACUCAUCGGCGUGCCCGAGUUGACCGAGCCAGAGCGUUUCGAGAAGAUCCGCAAGGGCCUUUCCGCAUUCGCUGGUCGCGAGCUCGCUGUCGACGAAAGAGUUUUCGAGAGCGAAAUCAAGACCGCAUACCGCAACUUUGCGAUUGCAAACAUGCUGCGCAACUAUAAUAUCAUCUCCCAGGUUCCGGAGGACGUGGUUGCCGGUUACACCCGCCAGUGUGCUAUCAACGUGACCACGCGCGAUCUUGCCCUCAUGUCGGCGACGCUGUCCAACGGCGGCAUCCAGCCUGUCACUGGCGAGCGCGUUGUAGGCCGCCAGGUCGUGCGCCUGGUCAUGAGCGUCAUGCUCACAUGCGGAAUGUACAACGAAGCCGGCGAGUGGCUCGCCAACAUCGGCUUCCCCUCAAAGUCUGGUGUGGCUGGGGGUAUCAUUGGCUGUCUCCCCGCGCAGGUGGGGAUUGCGACCUGGAGUCCGCGCCUGGAUGUCCAUGGCAACUCGGUCCGAGGAGUGCGCAUGUGCAAGCGCCUCAGCGAUGACAUGGGCAUGCACAUCAUGAACGCGCCGGAGCCUGCCCGCGCCGUCGUCCGCCGCGACUACCUCAUCCACUGCCCGAGUAGCGACGGACACGGUACCCACAUCGCCGCGGUCAUGAGUCUGCAAGGUACGAUCAAUUUCACAUCCGCGGAACGCAUUGCGCGUAUCAUGGCCGCGCGGAGUAUCGACACGCAAAAUGUGCACGUCGACUCGGUCAUUCUCGACCUCCGGCCCGUGUUUAGUAUGAACAGAGUCGCGCGGCGCAUGGUGCGCGAGAUCGUCAGCCGUCUCCGCAAGACGGGUAUGCGCGUCAGCCUCGUUGAUCCCGAGCACAUUCUCCAGAUGUACAAGGAUGGCACGCCUGGUGUUGAGGAGGAUAUGAUGUGUGAUGACAUUUUCGACGACCUCUCGCCGUUUGACAAGUGGGCGCGCAAGACGGUCAACAAGGAGGAGAUGAAGCAGCUCGAUCUAGACUAG
Messenger RNA from Cutaneotrichosporon cavernicola, 1527 nucleotides. RefSeq lists its product as uncharacterized. Gene Ontology annotation, molecular function: glutaminase activity. The record is from RefSeq and is a predicted model, not a curated record. Gene Ontology annotation, biological process: L-glutamine catabolic process. The transcript is spliced from 2 exons. Bases 1 to 1527 code for a protein of 508 amino acids. NCBI's taxonomy places the organism in Eukaryota, Fungi, Basidiomycota, Tremellomycetes, Trichosporonales, Trichosporonaceae.